CAGUCCCUUCCCACGACACGUGUGAGCGUUGUUCCUGCGCAGAUGCAGACAGGCAGAGUGGGGAUAUCGAGCGGGUGACCGGCGCCCCCUUCAGCGGGCCUGUGAGCGGCAGCGCAGCCCUGUUGCCGCGCUUUGGCUGGCGCUAGUUCGCCGCGAACUUCAACUUUCGAAGCUUCAACACCAACGCCAACCACAGGCGCCGACUGUUCACCCACCUCCACCGCCAAGCCUAUCGCCUUCAGUUGCACGCAUUCAAAUCUGUCACCCUGGUCUCCUUAACUGCUGUGCACCAAGGCAAGCCCCACAACAGCCAUCAUGGCGACAGUCCCGGUCAGCGAGGUCAAGAGCAACGCGCGCGAGAGCAGAACAGCUGCGCAUUCACACAUCAAGGGCCUCGGCCUGUCCAGCGAUGGUCGCGCAACACCUUCAGCUGGCGGCUUCAUUGGCCAAGCUGCAGCGCGAGAGGCUUGCGGUCUCGUCGUCGACCUCGUCAAAGCAAAGAAGAUGUCCGGCCGCGCAGUCCUUCUCGCCGGCGGGCCAGGCACAGGAAAGACCGCCCUCGCCCUCGCCGUCUCGCAAGAACUCGGGACCAAAGUGCCCUUCUGCCCCAUCGUUGGCAGCGAAAUCUACUCGGCCGAAGUCAAGAAGACCGAGGCGCUGAUGGAGAACUUCCGCCGCGCAAUCGGCCUGCGCGUCAAGGAGACAAAAGAAGUCUACGAGGGCGAGGUCACAGAACUCACACCUGAAGAAGCAGAGAACCCUCUGGGUGGUUAUGGGCGUACAAUCUCCCACCUCCUCAUCACCCUCAAGAGCGCAAAGGGCACCAAGAAACUGCGCCUCGACCCCAGCAUAUACGAAGCCAUCCAGAAAGAGCGCGUCCGCCUUGGCGACGUCAUCUACAUCGAAGCCAACACGGGCGCCGUCAAGCGCGUGGGCCGCUCCGACGCGUACGCGACCGAGUUCGACCUCGAGGCCGAGGAGUACGUGCCGAUUCCCAAGGGCGACGUGCACAAGAAGAAGGAGAUUGUGCAGGAUGUCACGCUGCAUGAUCUGGAUGUUGCGAACGCGAGACCGCAGGGUGGACAGGAUAUUAUGAGUAUGAUGGGCCAGCUGAUGAAGCCGAAAAAGACGGAGAUUACGGAGAAGUUGAGGCUGGAGAUUAAUAAGGUUGUGAAUCGGUAUAUUGAUCAGGGUGUUGCGGAUCUGGUGCCGGGUGUGCUCUUCAUCGACGAGGUCCACAUGCUCGACCUCGAAUCCUUCACCUUCCUCAACCGCGCCCUCGAGUCCCCCCUCUCCCCCCUCGUAAUCCUCGCCUCCAACCGCGGUCUGACCCACAUCCGCGGCGGCACCAACCUUCCCCCAUCCGCGCACGGCAUCCCGCCCGAUCUGCUCGCCCGCCUGCUCAUCGUGCCCACGCACCCCUACAACGCCGCCGAGAUCAAGCAGAUCAUCAGCCUAAGGGUCGGUACGGAGAAACUGGUCAUUGCGGAUGCGGCGAAGGAUAAGGUGACGGAGUUGGGUGUGAGGGUGAGUUUGAGGUAUGCGUUGCAGAUUCUGGCGCCGGCGAGUGUGCUUGCAAAAGUUGGUGGACGGCAGAACGGGGAGAUUGGGUUGCAGGAUGUCGAAGAGUGCGAGGGCUUAUUCUUGGACGCAGGGAGAAGCGCCAAGGGCUUGGGUGAGGCCGACGGCUACAUUGCAUGAAAGUCGUAAGGGGUACCCAAUGGACAAGUGCGAUUUGGCGUUCAAGAGGGUCAUGUCAUGAGACACAAGAAGAAUAUGUAUAGUACGUAGUAGGAGAGCGGUGCCUGAAUAAUCACAGAAGCAAGUUCA
Messenger RNA from Macroventuria anomochaeta, 1830 nucleotides. Its product is annotated as TIP49-domain-containing protein. Gene Ontology annotation, molecular function: ATP binding; DNA helicase activity; ATP hydrolysis activity. The record is from RefSeq and is a predicted model, not a curated record. Gene Ontology annotation, biological process: chromatin remodeling; box C/D snoRNP assembly; regulation of transcription by RNA polymerase II. Bases 316 to 1701 code for a protein of 461 amino acids. The transcript has 3 exons. Gene Ontology annotation, cellular component: R2TP complex; Ino80 complex; Swr1 complex. NCBI's taxonomy places the organism in Eukaryota, Fungi, Ascomycota, Dothideomycetes, Pleosporales, Didymellaceae.